AUGGUUCAUCGUCCACAAGGAUGUCUAUAUCGCAGUCUCAGGCACAGGACCUAUCUAGGCCUGCAUUAUGAAAUGUACCAGUUAUUUUUUUUUUCAUCUGAACACAAGCUCAAUAUCAAUUCUUUGUGUCAGAGGUAUUUAAAUUAUUAUAGUUUGAUUGCUUCUAAUAGUCAGGUGUCAAUAAUUUUGAAUUUAGAACAUUGAACCUUUUUUUCUGAUUAAAGUGUUUUUGUUUUGCCCUCUAAGAAAAGUGUUGUUGCCAUCUUGAACUGUAUGGUGUCCCCUGACUGGAGACACUUACCCAAGUACAAAGAAGACUAUUCAUCCCAAAUGAAGAAGGAUAUUGAACUUGCUUGGGACUCUGAGCCAAGUGAGCCCACUACUUAUGAAUUUUACUACAAAAUACUGGAUGGAGAUAAUUGUGGUAGAGAUCCUUCUGAUAGGGAAUACAGCUGGAAAUCUAAGUCUUGCCUCGCCUCCAUUGCUAACAAUACAAAUAAGGUUUGUAACUGGCAUUGAAGCCCUUUCAUUGUUCCAUUCCUUGGAGUGGGUGGGGGGGGGAUUGGUGGGUAUUCCAGAUUCUCAGUGACAGUGAGGGAUGAUCAAUGCUUUUUUAGGGUUUGAAUAUAAUUUCCAUUCUAGAAUUUUUGGGGGAAGAAAGAUUUGGUGAGUAUUUUUUGUGUGUCUUGAAUUAAGGAGGUUUUUUGGGGCAUUCAAAGUAAUCUAAAAAUUUUGUUGUAGUGUUCAGAUGUAAUGGCUGAAUAGUUCAGCAAAACAAGUACAGCCAAACUUGUUUUUUGUUGUUGUUGUUUAAACUUUUAACACAUUACAUUGUAUCUCAUACAUUGUACUAAAUAUGCCAUAGACGGUUAUGCAUACCCCACAAAGGGUCCCGCCGCCGGGGUGUAUCUAUAAACAAAGUUUCAUUUCAUUUACAGCUGUAGGCCUGUCCAUUGUGUUAAUUGGGUGCCUGGAUUAAUUUUUUGGGUUUGGUUGGAAGUCCUGGGGAUUUUUUGGUUUUGACUUUUGCCUCCAUUGGAUCAACCCUGUCUUUGGAAUCCAGAGCACCUCACCCCCUUGGGGUUAUAUUGCAGGAAAACAUCCACUUGAGCCCCUAUCCUCACUCUGGAAAAAAUAACUUAAAAUGUCAGCUGUUAGCUAUAUAUAUGUAGUUCAAAUGACAUUGUCAGUGUGAAUUAAUCACACCUUCUCUGCUUUUGCAACUUGUUGCAGAAAGUAGAAAAACCUUUCUUCAGCCCUGAACAGCAGGUUGUUUAAGGUAGCAACCUGAAGCAAAGAAAUACUGUUUAUCACAUCAAGUUGCUUCUUCAAGGUAAAACAAGCAACAUUGAUUUCCAACAAUUUUGCGUGAAAUGGUGCAUGCAUUACUUAACUGUGCACUUAAGAGAGUGAGUAAGAAAUGCAGCUGUAGUUACAUAUUUAAGACCUAUUUAUUCAUUAUACACGUCACUUGGGAUCAGAAAGGCAGUAUUAAAAGAGAAACAUGUCUCAUGUAUUGUAAAGUAAUUGACAACAUAAUUAUUUGUGGCAGGAUGAUCCAGUGCCCACCACUGUUCUUGAUUAGUUUUCAUGACUAAAUAAGCAAAGUAUUUCUAUUUCAUGUUUCCAUGCAGGAAUCCAUUCAACAUCCAGUCAUAAGACAGCUUGUUAAAAGGAAGUGGAAAAAAUUUGCCCGUUUUUGGUUCAGGUGAUUAUAAUGUUAAAACUUUGAAAUAUGACAACUGGGAAUAGAGGUGUAAUUAAGGUGGCUCGUUUUUUAAGUAAUGAUCCCGGUAGGGUGGAAAGCAGCAUUUAAUUUUGUUAUGCGGCAAUGUGCUUUCCCCACAUAGGAAUGUUCCCAUUUUUACACAGAGAAUGAGAAUAUCUUAAAUUAAAUUUACACAAGGUCAGUGCUUAUAGCUUAAGAUCUUUGAUUGCGCCUGUCCUUUCUAUUCUGAGAGAAGGGACAUUUCAGCACUCGCCAGCAACUUAAUUUUUAAUAAACUCCCGUAGCUCUUAGAAACGUAACUGAUUACAAUUCCUUCUGUCAUAGUGUAGACUGUCCACAGCCCCCUAUUUUUUCGUGAGAACGUUUAGAUAUACCGCGUCUUAACGUCACGGGUAUCUUGAUUUUCAAAUGUACCGAGGGGGCGGGCGUAGGGGAUUAUAGCUAUUUUUCUCGCUUCCUCCCAAACCGCCCCCUCCCCGUAAGUAGUUUUGACACUCACGUAAGAUGGCAGCCCGUAACGCGAAGCGCUCGAUCUCGAUGAUCUUACGGGAAAAUAGAGGACUGUGAACAGUCUAGUCAUAGUGUAAAGAGACACCUUUUAUAUAAGGAAUCUUAAACAGCAAACACAACUGUAAACAUAUAUACACUCUAUUUUCUUCUUCUUAUUUUUAUAUAUAUACAUAUUUGUGUAUUUUAUUAUUAUUAUUUUUUUCGAUUUAUAGUGUAGAUUUAUGUUGUAGAUAUUGUAGAUGAAGAACCUCACUUUGUUAGAUACUCUGCAAUAAACCAUUAUUAUUUUUAUUAUUAAACCUACAGAAAGGCCGUUUACGUGGUAAAUGUAUUUAGAUUCCAUUUUGAAAUGGUGUUUCGUGUUAAUAGAUUUUGACCAAUUGUAAGAGUUGCAAACAGUAGCCAAGAAAAGUUACAAAUUUUACUUUGCAUAUAUUUUUGACUGAAAUUUCUAGUAGCAGCUUUUAUUGAUAUAAUAAGUAUGCCAAAUCAAUUUCAGAGAAUUAUUGGGAAACAGAAAUCCGUAACUAGAAAUUCAUUUAGAAUUCAGUUAUACAAUAACUGUACAAUUAUUGUUUUGUAAUUUCCGAAGCAAUUUUUUUUAAUUGCUCUGAGGUACAGCUGUAGAAUAAUCCACCAAUUUGAAUUUUCAGGACAGAACAACUACAGCCCUAACUGAUAACGUUGUGUUGUUGUAUGUUUUAUCUUUAACAAAUCAAGACUGUUUUCUUUUAUGGCUUGAAAGUUGCUUGUCAUGAGUUUCAGGAAUUUUUAAAAAUAGUUACACUGUGGCUCCUUUCAUGAGAUAUUCAGUUCUCCGAUACUUUAGCAGGAGCUUAAAUUGUCAUCAGACAUUUGAGGAAACAUCUGGCCAAUGUGUGUCAACUUUACUAAUGACAAGUUGCCCAAACUUAACCUUCUUCAACUCCGGACACGCGCCCAUGCCCCUUUUCCAUUUUCCUGUAUUUUUCUUCACCAGAAACUAUAAUAUUUUUACUAUGAUAAUUAAGUUGAGGAGGCAGUAGCUAGGGUAAUAAAAAAAUUUUGUAACUAUUAUUCUGGACUAAACACUUCAACAGAUGCAAUACAUGAAUAAUGAAGAGUUUUUGUUUUGUGUUUUUAGUGUUUGCACAGGUCUAUAUGUGACAUUUUUGUUGCUGUUGUCAUUUGCCUUGUUCUAUGGUUCAACUAGAGAUGAUCCAACCCACUACCUACCGUCACGACUAGUGGACUCUUACCAGACGCUCUAUAAACAGCAUGAGAAGUAACAACCGAUACAACGACUACUUUAGUUACUUUACCUCUUCAUACAACAGUGUACAGUAUUUGUGAAUCCCAAUACAAGUAUUUCUUUUGGAUUCAGUUCCUAGAAAAUUUCUUUUAGGUCCAUGGAAACUCGAUCCGUGAAUUAAACUUCUCCUUUUUACACGGAAUUUUCCUUUCAAAUAAGUUAUUUUGUAUAUUGUAUGAUUAUGGAAGGAUGUUGGGCUAUAGUUUCUGUGGACAGACUUCUUUCGUGGCUAGUAACUUUUUGUUGAAAUGGUGUAUAAGUGGUAAAAGCCUUAAGUUCUGUCAGGCCUUGGAAUUCUAUUCUCUCCUAGUUGUUGUCAUAUUCUGUGUUAGUAAUAGGAGUCCACUUCAUAACCAUAUAUAAUUUAUCAUCCUAUGUAACAAUUAAAGAAUGAGGCUGAGUAUCUUAUGAAGAAUUAUGGAGAUCGAGGAGGACUGUGUUCUCCGUCGAGGCCGUAAGCCAUGGCGGAUAACACCCCCCGAGAUAAUACGAAAGCCGAAUUCAAUAAUUGUUUUAUUAUUCAUUCAAAGUAAUUCCUAGCUUAAAAACAUGGCUAAAACAUGCUAACCUCCAUCAAUCAGAUCGAUGUUAAGGGAACGCGUCCAAUUAUCGAUCUCAAAAUGUUAAAAUAGCUUGGGCCUGUGCUAACCGGGACCCAAAACGCAUGACUAUAAGAAUCUUUGGAGGAAUAAACAGUUUAGGACUUUAAGCGAAAAAAAUAAAAAGAAGUCAGAACAUCCACGACCAAAAUGCAAAUGUUGUUACCAUGUUGUGUACUUUAACUUUUUAAAUUGCCACAGGAGAGAAGAGGACAUCGUGCAUGAACUCAAAAAUUAGUGACUGAAGGAAGCUUCAACUGGUUUUCCCUUUAUCGAUUCUCUUUCCGCUAUUAAAUUUCGUCAAACUUACCGGAUGUAUGCACAGUUUGCGUUAGUUGAACACUCCGGUAAAAAAGGUUCUGGUUUUUGUCAAGAAGUCAGCACCUUGAGUCAAGGGCAAAUCUUCCCAAGUGCUGAGAGUGGAAAGCAAUUUCACGUGGCACCCUGCUCAAGCUCACAGAACAGCUAAGUCGCCAUUCUCUCUUUGGCAGCUCCUGUAAACUUUGUUCCGUGUCUGCCGUGACUCACGAGUGUGGAAAUGUUUCAGUUCUUUUGCUAAUUCCCUGGAGACAAUCUAAGGCCGCAAUCUAAUUGGUUGGUAUUAUUUUUUUUGCCUCAGAUCGCAUUGCACCUUUCGCUAACGAUCGUUGAAUGAAAGACGCACAUUUUCGUAAAAGUUUAUCCCGUGGUUUUAUAUUAUCCAUGGUUUUGCUCUCGCUAGGAAACCCGUGAGGUCUACUUGUAGCAAGUCUAUGCAUCCAGUUGUGCUUCGAGAAAGUGAAAUCUGGUUAUGUCUUUGGAUUGAUUGUUUUUAUCGAGUAAAGAACACACUACUCAGUAUGGUGUUUUGUUUGCUAUGUAUCAACGAAGAACAGUGGUGUUUUGCGUCAUAAUACUUACUCAUGUAACUCCUUUGUUCGGUAACUCCCUUUAAUUUUCAUAGAAUAAAUUUUAUGGAGUAGCGUGGUGUUUGCGACCGACUGAAGGAAAUGCCUCUGCAAAACGUCGAAAAGCACGUGUAUGCACGCAUCAAAUCAACAAACUUGAAACACAACAUACAGGAACAUACAAUAUUGUUAUUUGUUAUAGGUACAGUCGAUAGAAAUUACUUUUGAAACGACUCUUUCAUCAUUUGGUUUCGUGACACGCUUCAUUUUAUAUCAGGUAACAUAAUAUAAUAUGACGAUGACACAUAUCAACAUCAGAAUGUCAAUUGGCUCCGAUGGAAUAGGCAAAGUUUUUAUCAUAAUCGGAAACGGCAACUGGUGCCUACAGAUCGAUACCGAUUCCGAACUAUCGGAAAAUUAGUCGGGUCCGUUUCCCAUAAUCGGGUUCCCUACCGAUAUUUGGACGCGCUCCCUAAGUUCACCUUCGAUACUGCACGUUUAGGGUUGCUCAGCUCCGCAAAUAUUCUCCAAAUAGCAGAUGUCGCCCUUCGAGUUGUCGUCUUGCUGUUCUUGCCAUGUUUUUAGCUAUUAUUUCGCCUAGUUCUUACUCUUGGAACGAGUGAAAUGUCCGCCAUUUUUGUUUUCACAACCAAACCAACUCAAUCUCGUCCCUAGGUCUUCUCGGUUAAGGGUGCAUUAACCUGCAAGAAGGCUGCACUUUUGGCGUCAUCGGUUCAUAAAACGCAAAAUUCUUCCAAAUUUGAUCAUCAGUAGCUGGUUAUUGUGAAUUAUGCGUGUGCUUUUAGCCAAUCAGAAUUGGGGAAAUAUUCUGAAUGAGUAAUAAUGGUAUAGUUAAAGAUCGGCUAUUUAAAUGAAGUCAUAAUGAACUAUUUGCUAAGACUUUAAAAAGUAGAUCGUUUUUUUAAAGGGGAUUGGUUUCUCUAGUUGCUAUGGUAGGUCAAAUUGAAAAUGAGUUCAAAUUCCAAUUUGUUGAGCACCGGCUGUACCAACCCAAAAUGCUUUGGUGCUAGAUUCAGGAAAGUUUUGUAUAAUGUAUCUAUUAUUCAUAUAGUUACAAACAUGGUCAAACAUGGAAUCUCAUUGUUUUAAAGAGGUAUGAACAAUUCCACAACAUGAAAUAGCUGAGAAAUGACCAAGUUUUUAAAUUAUUGCUGAAUUGCAUUGCAUUGCAUUGCUUUCACAUAGAGGACCCAUAUAUUACAUUGUUUUUUUUUCAUAUUUUUUCAUUACUGUUAAUGUUAGAAAAAAAAAGUUACCGUAAUACAAUGAAGGGACAUAUUAUAGUAAAACAAAGUUAGCCCCCCCCCCCCAAAAGAAAAAAACAACAACAACAACGCUAAUGAAAGCGUACGCUUAAUACAGCCAAGGCGCAUGCAAUAUUGAUACAAGCAAAACAAAGAAACAAAAAAACAGCCCAGGUUUGAAGUCAUUAACCCGAGAAGUCACAACACAUAUCAUAACUGAUGCACAAGGAGGUCCACUUAUUCCUGUAUUUGGUGUGAAAACACCCCAUGAAAUAAACGAAAUGAAAGAGGGAAUACUGUGGAACCAGCAUUUUAUUACGAUAGGUGGAAAGUCGAUUUUUUUAUAAAGCCUGGUCAAGCAGCGGCAUUCAAAUAUUAAACGACUCCCUGGACUCUCAUGGUGUUUAUUUCCCUUCGAAAACUUCAAAAGUAAUCGAGAAAGGUGCAGCGUACUCCAUAUCUGCGCCGGUCGUCUCGCAGCGAUUCCCAAAAAUUAUAUAUUGCAUUGUCAUGGCAACCUUAGAUGGACGGCCUUGUGGUAACCUAAUCUUCCUCAGGCUAAUGACACCACCAAGCGUUGUAAUUAGAAUUUGGUUUGUGUUGCAGGGAACGCUUGAGCUACCUUAAAGGAGUUCAGUUUUAUUACAAUCUGUUUGACUGGCUUGGUUUGAUCCUGAUUUUGAUUGUGAUUCCACUUCGCUUCUCUGAAGAUGAUGCACAGUGGGUGCUAGCUUCUCUUGGUUUUUUCUUCAAUGUCCUUAGACUGUUCAAGUACUCAUGUCUUACAAGGUAUUAAAAAUGAAAUGACGUAUUGUUACAAUAGAUAGGUGGGCCGGCGUACACCUGUAAAAGAAGAAGGAGAAUGGGGACGAAAAGAGCAAAAGGCAAAGGGGAAGAGGGGACGGGAUCUAUUUUGCAUUCCUGUAAACACUGGCAACUGUAAAUUUAUAACUGGCUGGCUUAGCCAUGUUGAGCACUAAUUGAUGGGUUGGUUGGAAACAGUUGAACGAUACGGCUGUUAGGUGGUCAAUCUGUCUUCUGUGGCUCCCUUGUUGACUCAGUUUGAAUAAUAAUAUUUUUUUUUUAUCAUUGAUCGUUUUCUUUCAUAUAAAUCAUUUGUUGCAGGGCAAAUAAAAAUUAUUAUUAUUUCGGUUUGGUAAUUCCGUUAUCAGUUUAGGAACUGCACUGUAUGCCACUUUUUCAUCAGGCAAGACCAUGGUUUCAUUUCAAAUAUACGGAGCAAUCCAAGUUUUUGUUUUGUUUUUAUUGACGAAAAUGUUGAAACUCCUUUGAUUUACUCAAAAUGGUUUUUAGACGUUUACUUUCAAAAUGAACUAUUUUCCAACAAACAGCUAAAUAAACUCACACAUAAAGUCACUGAUGUGGAAAUGAACAUGGCUACUUUCUGAUUCAAUGCGUAUCGACAGCUGUAAGAGUUGACCUUAUUACCUUGCUUGGGAAAUUGCAAACAGAUAUUUCCUUGCGUUUUCCUUUUCCUGAUUUACACCAUGCAGGUCUUAUAAUUAGUUACAGUGGGGAUGGGGAUUGUAUUGUCGGGGCCCGAAUUAUGAAGUUGUCAGAACGAGUUGUUUAAUUGGAAACCGAAAAUGACCUCUGCCCUCCCCCCGCCAAAAAAAAGAAAGAGAAAGAAGUUUCUGAGAGCUUCGUGGCUCCGGCAAGCAACGACGACGGCGACGUCAACGAGAACGGUCAAAAUCAAUAGGUUAAGACUGGGAAAACAACCACUCUGCACAUGCAUCACGCUUUUGUACAUUUCUUCGCCGUCACUGCACGUUUACGACGUGAAACUUCCUAAUUUCACGUUUUGUUGAGGACGUGAACAUAAGACGACGAAUUUCUUUUUUUUUUCUUUUUCUGAACUUCGAUACAGUCUUUUAGAAUUAAACUCGAGAGAAAAUUGCCAAAAUAUGACGAAUUGAACGAGAUGCAAUAAGCGCGAAAAAUUUUGAAGCAGCGCGACCGACUUCACUUUUUAAGUGACGUUUUCAUAGCCGUCGUCGUCGUUCUUGAUUAAGCUCCCUACUAUUUUUUGAAACAGCUGUUGUUUUGUUGCAUUGAAAAUGAUAUUGAUUUUUCCAGAGAGACUUUUGCAUUGAUCAGCCCAUCUGUAGUUGUAGUUAGACUCUUGUAUUUUGUUUUGCCAUAUGAUGAUUAUGAUGACUGUUUUUGUUGCUGCUUUUUUUUGAAGGACAACUGGACUUUAUACCAAGACAUUAGCCAAGAUUGUUUACUAUGACAUUGCGCGUUUUACUGGUGUAUUUCUGGUCAUUUUUCUGGCAUUUUGUGGGGCAUUCUUCUUGUCAUUGCGAGCAACCAAUGCAGUGCAAGUUUUCGGGUAAAUUUUUUAUUUUUGUGUGUGUUUGGGUAUUGCCAGUUUCCUUUAAGGCAAUAAAAGUUUGUUUAAGGCUCCGUCCACUCUUACCGGAUAGUUUUGGAAACGGAUAUAUUUUCUCCGUUUUCGAAACUGAAUAAGCGUCCACAAGGAUGCACACAAGCGUCUAAAGUGAGAGAAAAACAACGAGAGCGCUGGCCAAAAAUUGAACACAAAUUUUCACAAGUAUGUUCGAAAUAGAGGCGUAAGUAAAUCAUACUGUGCUUUCAAAAAAAAGAUGAUACAACAAGCUUGCCUAGUCCUUAGGCAUCAUUAUUCCGCGCGGCCAAAGCGUUUGGUGUCACGUGGUCCAAGCGAAAAUGUGAGGCGUUUCCCGCCCGUUCACCUCGGAUACGUCACUGAAAUGAAUUGACCGAUAGGGACUGGGAAAACGCUGUACGGGCAAACAACAAGCAAAGUUAGAAAUAUAUAAAUGCAUGAAAAUCGCGCGUUAUGCACCAUUAACAUUCUCCAAUCUACUGAUUGGCUCCCAGAAGGUCGCAUAGAGCUGGAAUGUCAUUAUUCCUAGCUGUGGAAAGUUUAUAUUGAGUUAACAAUAUUUUUCUCCUUUUCUCAGAGGGUUUGAUAAAAUUAUGUUGAGUGGCGUCCGAGCUCUGGUGGAACAACAGCCAGCAGCUGAUGAUUACUCAAGAUACAAGUAAGGUGUGGUUAGGGAUUCGCUAAACGAGCUUUUUAUAAGAUUUUUAUAAGUAGACGAGAACAGCUGUCUUUUUCUUGAAAAAUCUUAAAAAGACGUUCUUCAGGUCUUUGAAUAUUCAACUCAGGCAGCGAAAAUAUUUAAUAAGCAUCAGGGAUAUUUUUGCAUGAGUUAAGAACUUCUUAGUGAGUUUUAGGCAUUUUUUUUCAUUAGUAUGAUUGUGUUUUUUGUUCUCAUUUUUGUCAAGUUGAAUCUGAAGUUUUUCAUUUGCUGUAAGGAUGAUGGUAAAUCUUUCUCUUGUCUUUUUUUAUUACUUCAAGUUGGUUUCCUGUGGUUGUGCUACUAAUUUACAUGACAGCAGUAGUGGUUAUACUUCUUAAUAUUCUGAUCGCUCAGAUGAGCAGUACGUACACCAAAGCCAAGAAAACAGCCAAACUCCAAUAUGAUGUGGACAGAAUGCUGAUUAUAACACGACUUGAGCAUAGCAGGUUCCGUCGAUUUGUAAGUUUUUCUUUCUUUUUCUACAAAACCUCUUGCCCUAUCUUCAUGUCUUCUCUCUUGGAAUAGGCUAGAGCUCUACUGUAUAUCCGAGGUGUAUAUGAAUAUUCCUCGAAUAAAGUUACACAUUUUAGAUGAAUUUACUUGUAUAGUGAGUUUUAACAUUUAUUAAUAAGCGUCUUAGAUGUCUUAUCCUGUGGUAUUUCGAUAGGCAGCGUAAUUUAGUGCAUGUUGAUUUAGUGUUAGUCUGUUUGUGUUAAUUGUUUGAUUCUUUCUCUUUUUAGCUGGAAAAAUUUUCAACUCAUUCGCCCCUAUCAAUUUUGCCGAAACUAGACUAGUCGUGCCCUUUUCUGAUCACUGUCUGGCUAUAAGAACUAAACCUUACCAAAUACCUGUUUGCAGGUCUUGCACUUAGUGGCCGUUUGCUCCAGAUGCAAAAUACCUGCUUCCAAAGUUAGGGCAUGCGCAGAUUUUGGGUUGAAUAGUGACACAGCGGUCUCGACUGUUUCUUUUGCUUCCUCUCCUCCCCUCUUCUUUUGUCUUUUUUUUUGUUCUUUUGUUGGGCAUUUACUCGGCUACGGUGGGAAAUGAUUUCGGGAAAGCGUUUAGGAAGGAAGAAAUGGAUGGAAGGAAAUGUGGAUGGGGAAUGAAAGUAGAUUUUCAUCAGAACUUUCGUGUCAACUUUGUAUUGUUUUUUGUCUUUUUCGCCGGUCUUCUUGGCUGAAUUGUGUUCAUUCUGGCAUGGUUUUAAAGAUCUCUUCCUCCUGCACAAGAAAGGUGACAAAGUUGUCCUUGUCCGUUAAAACGGGCAACGUCUUAAGCGAUACAACAGACGUGGAUCCGCACGGGGCGGUUAUAGGCCGCCUGGAUUCAGGGGCGAAUGGUUCAAAGGAUUUGGCUAUAAUUAAACGAGUGUCAGCUGUGAUGCUAGUUGCAUUGUGAAUUGUUUUUUUUUUUUUUCGUUUUUCUAUUUUAGAAUUUACGUCUUAGGCAUUACCAGGAAUGUGAAGUUAUAGACGAGAUGACUUUAGCGCAAGGUACUUAACUAAUGAAACUUUAAAACAUUUGCUCGUUAAAGUUGGAGUCAUCAUGUCUCCGGGCAUUGCGAUGGAUAGGCUGAAUCCUAAAGAUCUUAAUCUUUUUCGUUUUGGAAUUGUUUUUUUCGUGUGUAGAUCUAUUAGAGAACAGCGAGGAUAGAUCGUCAUGGGAAUCAAUCGAGGACAAGCUUGAGGAAAUUAGGUAACUUGGGAUACGUAACUUGUUGUCGAAAUUGAGCGGUCUCUUUUCUUACUAUUAAAUGAUAUAUUCAGGAUAUAAAAGUUCAUUUUUAUACCGGAUAGUCUAGUUUUAAAAAGCUCAUCAAAAUCAAAAGCAGCCCAGGUGGGCUGUAUGUUCAGUAAAAGCUUAAGAGAAAAUUGAUGAUUUACCAUAUUGCCCUACCCCUGGCCAACACACCUCCGCGUGAUCGGGGAGUGAAUUGCAUCUCCUUAAUAAUUUUAAGGUUAUUAAAUCAAGGGGAAAGCGGAGAAAUUUACAGCGUUUUAUCUCAUCAGACAAUGUCUUAGCUAAGUAUGUUCCCAUGACGUAUUGACCUCAUAUGACGUAUGUGACGUAGAAAUUGCGUCACGAUUUUAUGUAUACGCAAUGAUUUUUGGAUCCACCAUUUUGGAAUUUCAGUUGACUGGUUGGUUUUUAAUCCGAGGAACAGACCUUCGCUGGACGACAGGGUUAAAAAAAAAGCAAACGAAGAAACAAAAAAAUAUACACAUGUAUACUCCAACCUGUCCUACGUACACACACUUAGGGUCAGAAAAUUGCCCACAUUUUAAAGGGAGGUUGAAAAUGCAUUGUGGCUUGGACCAUGACUAAGUGUAUUCUCGGAGGAGGUGUCCGUUAUGGAAGGUUCGACUGGACACUGAAGUAAAGCUUAGCUGACUUCAUCUCAAUGUGUCGUAGCAGGCUUAGAUUACUUAAAUGUCAUUUGUUACUUUUUCGUGUCCGGAGACCGUAUGCACUAGACAACAAGAUUGUCUGUAGUUUUUCUACACAUCUUUCUACGCUGGCUUCAGCUCAAAAGUGAGUUGAACUUACAGUUCACCUAUGGCAACUUGUGACAACAUCGGCGCUUUUUGUACUUUUUAGUUGCAUUGUGGAGGUAUUCAUUUCCUUUUUGUCUUAUUGUUUGUAGGAACAUUAUGCGGAAGAUCAUUAAAAGGAUUUCUAUUUCCAAUGAAGAUUGACAACGUAGCUUAACGGAUUUCAACAUCAUUUCCUCAAUUCAGCUUAUCGGCUAAGAGUGCGUUAUACA
This is a messenger RNA of Porites evermanni, 12137 nucleotides long. Lineage: Eukaryota; Metazoa; Cnidaria; Anthozoa; Scleractinia; Poritidae. The record is from the annotation of a GenBank genome assembly.